Olea europaea var. sylvestris is the source of this 1489-nucleotide messenger RNA. Its product is annotated as F-box protein At2g32560-like. The coding region runs from base 165 to 1313 and encodes 382 amino acids. The transcript has 5 exons. Gene Ontology annotation, molecular function: protein binding. The record is from RefSeq and is a predicted model, not a curated record. Lineage: Eukaryota; Viridiplantae; Streptophyta; Magnoliopsida; Lamiales; Oleaceae.
ACAUUGGUUUCUUGUUCUGGGCGUUGCAACCAACAACAAAAACUUGUCGGUUCUGCUUUUCUAACAGAUUUUGAAUUCUCAACUCUGAUAUAAAAUAAAGAUUUUAAUUUCUUUACAAUCGGGAUUCUUCUUUUGAUCUUCACUACCCCAUUUGGAGAGGAAAAAUGUUGUAUUUCUUGAUAUAUUGUCUCUCUUUUCUUCUUCUUUCCAAGUCUUUUUUCAUGCCAAUGAAGAAUGAGAAUGGGAAAGUCUACAAAUUUUUUCUGCCAUGGUACAAACACAGAAGGGUUUUUGUUAGUAUUUUUCAAGAAUCAAGAAUCCUGACAGCAAUAAAAAGAAUUAAGAGUUCAAGAAUGGAGAAUUUGGAUGAAAAACAAGAAAUCACUCUACUGGAUUUGCCUGAUUUGGACUUGGAAUGCAUUCUUGAAAAGCUUUCGCCUGCCGGACUGUGUAGUAUGGCUGGAGUGUGUAAAACUCUGAGAGAGAAAUGUAAAAGUGAUCAUCUAUGGAAGAAGCAUAUGAAUCAAAAAUGGGGGAGACUAAUAGACGAUGCUGUCUAUACAGAAUGGCAAUGCAAGAUUGAUUCAAGAGUAAUUGGUGAUUCUGCAAUGCAGAAAAGCCCAUUUCAGUGGUUUUCGCGUUUCUUGGAUAAUCUUUUUCCGAAUAGAUCAAAGAUGGAGGAGGGAGAUAGCAAGUCGAGAAGUUCUAAACACGAAAAUUCGAUUAUGUCUUGCUAUAUGGCUCUUGAAACCGGAAAAAUUUGGUUCCCGGCUCAGGUGUAUAAUCGCGAGGUGCAGAAUGGGCAUAUUGGAUUUAUGCUUUCAUGUUAUGAUGCUGAAGUUUGCUAUGAUUCCAAAGCGGACAACUUUGUGGCAAGUUAUUCGGCGCAAGGGAGGCGGACAAUAGAGGAAAAUAUAGAAUGGAAUAGGUUAAGGGCACCAGCAGUUGAUACUCCUGCAAAUGUUCUUCAUAUUUCUGAUUGUUUGGGUGAUCUUAAGCCAGAUGAUCACUUUGAGAUUCAGUGGAGAAAAAAGAAAGAGUUCCCCUUUGGUUGGUGGUAUGGAGUUGUUGGACAUCUGGGAUCAUGCAAUGGCCAUGAAGUUAAUUGUAUGUGUCAUAUGAGUGAUAUGGUGAUCUUAGAGUUCAAGCAGUAUAUCCCUGGAUCGCAAUGGAGAAGAACAGCGAUUAAGAGGAAGGAUCAUCAAGAAGGAGGCAAUGAAGGUGAUGGAUUUUAUGGAGGAAUCCGAAAGCUUUACAAUAAAGAAGAAAUUGAAGCCUGGAAGAACUUCUGGACAAAUUCCAUCUUGGAAUAGUACACAUAGUUCAAUAAUAUGUAAAUAGAAAUGAGUAGAUGGUCAUCAAGAUUUUCCUUUUGUGCAUCUUGUUAUUCAUUUGUAGAUGUACGGGGAAACCACUCUAUUGGUGUAGAUUCUAUGGGCUAAUGUAACAAAAUUUUAUAUAACGAUCUAGGUAUUGUCUUGGAGAGAGA